This is a messenger RNA of Peronospora matthiolae, 2925 nucleotides long. The record is from the annotation of a GenBank genome assembly. NCBI's taxonomy places the organism in Eukaryota, Oomycota, Peronosporomycetes, Peronosporales, Peronosporaceae.
AUGGAUUGCUCAAGGCCAAAGUUUGCGCUCUCGAAUAACGAGGAGAGAGGCGCGUUGUCCUCCGGUGUGGGUGGUACUCCCAUCAUGGACGUGGAAUUCUGCAACAACGUGUUGGUUGUCGCGGUGAAAAAUCACAGUGAUCGUAAUUCCAAGCCACCACAAGAGGCACUGAUGACUGUCGUCAACCCACCUGAAUAUGAAUCCGAUUCGGAUGUUCUAUGCGGUACCUUGAUGGACUUUCAUCGACGUUUAGGACACCUUUGUUUCGACACGAUCGUCAAGAUGGCGAACGAUCCGGCAUCAGGCAUACGACUGACUGAUACGACACGUCAAAAGUGUCUGGCCUGUGCCAAGGGAAAACAGACCAAGGGAGCCCAGUCGAUGAGAGAUACAGGCGCGAAUUCGCCAAUCGACGCGAUCGGGGGCGUCAUCUGUUCGGACCUCAAGGGUCCCAUGACCCCCCGAGACCGUUUGGGAAAUCGGUACAUGGUCAACUUCAUCGACCACCGUUCGAGUUACUGUCGAAUAUUUUUGGCCAAGUCGAAGGAUGCAGCCGCGUCAAAGUUCAAGCUCUUCAUGGCAAACUUCGAGCGCGAGUUCAAUUGCAAGAUUCACGUCUUACGCACAGAUGGUGGUGGUGAAUACAAGACGCUCGAUAUUUUCUGCUCUUCGGAAGGCGUCUUGCGUCAAGUAAGCAAGGCGAAAAACCAAGCAAGCAACGGCAAGGCUGAACGGAUGCACCGCACCGUCAUGAACAUGGUGCGGAGUAUGAUCUUUGCAUCAAACCUGCCGCUCUCAUUUUGGGGUGAUGCUGCAGAGUACGCCUCGUACAUACUGAAUCGAAGCAAAACCAAGUCCAACCCCGGAUGUGCAUCGCCCUUGGAGAUCCUGACAGGCAAGGCUCCCGUGCUGACAGACAUUGUGGCCUUUGGUUCAACAUGCACUGCGCACAGAGACCCCAAGAACAAAUCACUCGGUGAACGAGGCAAGGCGGGCAUCGUCAUUGGGCGAGGCAGCGAAACGAAGGGAUACAAGGAUGACCAGGAUGAGAAAAAGACCUGUCCAGACACGGCACGACGUCAUAAGGAGCCAGGCUCUGAUCAUCAGGCGGAUGGAGAAGAUCGGCAAGAUGGUGUGAAACGUGCGAAGCAGGUCAGAAAAGGUCGAAAGUCGACAUGGACCAGAGAGCGACAUGGGACAAGAUCGACAACAUCAAGUCAACCAAAGGUGGUUGAAGUGGACACCUCGGUGGACGGUUGCGACAUCGUGAACACGAUCGUCGAGCAAGACCCGAAGCACUAUGGUGAAGCAAUGAAGAGUGGACAACGCGACCAAUGGCAGGUAGCCAUGACCGAAGAAUUGGACGCAAUCGAGGCGAACGACGUCUGGAAGAUCGUAGUGCCACCAAGAAAUUCACACGUGUUGCACAACAAGUGGGUCUACAAAACAAAGACCGACGCGAACGGAGAUAUCGAGCGAUACAAGGCUCGACUAGUGGUUUGCGGAAACGAACAAGUCUUCGGCAUCGACUACAACCUCACGUUUGCGGCCGUCAUGGACUUAGUGACCGUCAAGCUAAUCCUGGUGCUCUCCAAGCGAUGGAACGUUCCCGCACGUCAUGGGGAUGUUCCGAACGCCUACGUUAAGGCAGAAAAGGAGGAGCAUCUGGAUAUCUUCAUGAAGGUUCCAAAAGGCAUGCAAAUCACUAGGGAGGAACUUCAAAGUUUCGGUGUGGAAUCUCCUGGUGAGGUCGCGCUGCUGUUGAAGAAAUCGUUGUACGGACUAAAGCAAGCGGGACGACUCUGGAGCAAGCUCUUACACUCCAAGCUGACCGAGAAUGGCUACAAGCAGUGCACGACGGACAUAUGUCGAUACUACAAGCACCAAGGCCAAGAAUGGACCAUCGUCGGAGUAUACGUGGACGAUCUUCUGGUCACGGGAACCAAACAGUGCGCGGUUGAUGAGUUCUUUGCGGGCAUGGAGACACUGUCGAUCAAGGAUCUCGGCGUCGUUCAGAAGUUUCUGGGACUCAGGAUCUCUUUGGAUGACACUCAAGGAUACAUUCUGGACCAAGAGGUCAUGAUCGACGUGUUGCUCAGGGAUUUCAAGUUGGAGUCAGCGAACGGUGUGCGAACGCCAAUCGGAGAUGAAUGCAAUGAUGAUAACAAGGAUGAUGUGGACUAUCUACCCGCGAGAGGUGCAAGCGGUGAGUCAAGUUUGAGUGCUUUUCAAUCCUUGGUCGGGAGUUUGCUAUGGAUCGCAAGAUGCACGCGGCCCGACAUAUGUUUUGCAGUGCAUAAGGCAACUCGUCAAACACACAAGCCAACCACCAAGGACUGGAAGAUUGCGAAACGCAUUGCAAGAUACUUGAAGGCGACAAAGAACUUGAGGUUGCACCUGAACGGCAACGGACCGACUCAACAAAAUGUCAAGAUUGAGUGCUGGAGCGAUGCAGACUUCGCCGCGGAUAAGGCGGACCGUAAGUCAGUGUCUGGAUACGUACUAACUUUGGACGGUUCUGUUGUGUUUUGGUCGUGCAAGAAGCAUUCAGGUGUGUCGCUGAGCACUAUGGAGGCGGAGUUCAUAUCCUCAUCCCAGGCAGGACGCGAACUGCUGGGUGUGAGGGAACUACUGCUGGAUCUAAAGCUGCAGGUAUGCAUGCCGAUGCCUAUGUGGGUGGAUAAUCAAGCGGCGAUCAAGCAACUCGAGGCAGAGAAGAGCACAAAGAGCGCGAAGCACGUGGACAUCAGGUUUAAAUUCAUCUGCCACUACGCGCGUGAAGGAAUUGUGGUGCCCAAGUACGUCAAGACUGAGAGCAUGAUGGCGGACAUUCUGACGAAGUCUUUGCCAGCGCCGAGAAUGGAGGAGCUACGCAAAAUGUUCAACUUGAGGACGAUUCAGGCUGAAGUCGAGGAGGAGUGUUAG